AUGCCGGCAGCUGACGAGUAUGCCGUGAACACAGAUUUGGAAGGGCAGAUCGAGCAUGUGAGGGAGAAGGGUGAGCUGUCGGAAGCACAGUGCAGAUCCUUAUGUGAGAAAGUCAGAGAGAUUCUUCAGGAGGAGUCGAACUGCCAGCCAGUGCGCUGUCCUGUGACCGUCUGCGGAGACAUUCACGGCCAAUUCCUAGACUUGAAGGAGCUCUUCCGAAUUGGCGGUCCGCUUCCAGAGACCAACUACUUGUUCCUGGGUGAUUACGUGGACCGUGGCUACUACUCCGUGAAGACGGUAUCGCUCAUGUUCCUCUACAAAGUCCGCUUUAAGGAACGAAUCACUAUUCUCCGUGGCAACCAUGAGAGUCGCCAAAUCACGCAGGUUUAUGGCUUCUUUGACGAGUGUGUUCGAGCGUAUCGCGGCCCACAGGUUUGGAAGCUGUUCACGGACUCCUUUGACUACUUGCCGGUCACAGCCGUGAUUGAAAAUCAGAUUAUUUGCAUGCACGGGGGCAUCUCGCCUUCGCUUGACUCCUUGGACAACAUCCGCCAGCUGGACCGUAUCCAAGAGGUGCCUCAUGAAGGCCCCAUGUGCGACCUCUUAUGGUCGGAUCCCGAUGAUCGAUGUGGCUGGGGCAUCUCGCCUCGGGGUGCUGGCUACACUUUUGGGCAGGACAUCUCGGAGCAGUUCAACCACGCAAAUGGCCUAAAGCUGAUUGCGCGGGCACACCAGUUGGUUAUGGAGGGCUACAACUGGUGCCACGACAGGCACGUGGUGACAAUCUUCUCAGCACCCAACUACUGCUACAGGUGCGGAAAUCAAGCAGCCGUCAUGGAGAUUGAUGAGCAUCUGAAGUACACCUUUUUGCAGUUCGACCCUCCUCCAGUGCAGAAGGAGAUUCCUGCCGAGGGAGUGAAGCGCACUCCAGACUACUUCCUUUGUGCCCUUGCAGGAGCUGUCCACUGCGUCACGACGCAAGGCUUCGUGGACCUGGGCAAGCUCGUAGCUUUCCUAAACCAGGAGCCAGCUGUCCUCACACCUCCCGGGGGUGGGGUGCCUUUCGAGUUUAAAGGAGGCACCCUUGAGUUCCGAGAUGUUCACUACUCCUAUGCGUCGAGCACGGUUCUUGCUGGAUCCUGCUUGGCCGUCCCAUCAGGCACCAAGAUGGCCAUUGUUGGGCCUUCAGGAUCUGGCAAGAGCACCUUGCUGCGCUUGCUCUACAGAUUAGUCGAUCCCCAGCAAGGGCAGGUGUUGAUCGACGGCCAAGACUUGAAACUUCUGGAUGUGCUCACCUUCCGGCGCCACCUUGGCAUCGUGCCACAGGAUUGCACGCUGUUCAACGAUACGAUCAGUUUCAAUAUCCGCUACGGAAGGCCCGAUGCCACGGAUGCCGAGGUAGAGCGUGCAGCAGAGCUGGCGCAGAUCCACCAGCAGAUCCGAUCCCUACCCGAAGGCUACAAAACGUCAGUGGGUGAACGCGGAAUGAAGCUGAGUGGCGGAGAGCGGCAGCGCAUUGGCAUUGCCAGGUGCUUGUUGGCAGACCCGUCUGUUGUGCUACUGGACGAGGCGACCUCAGCCCUUGAUGUUCGCACUGAGCGGGCACUGACAGCUGCGAUGGAUGAGCUCAUGAAAGGACGCACCUGCUUGGUCGUGGCGCACAGGCUAUCCACAGUGCAGCGAUGCGAUUCCGUGGCUUUCCUUGAGGCGCUUGCUCGGGUGGAGUCAUCCGUGAGCAAGGUCCUCACAAGGCAUGUCUGGUGGCAUCGUGAUUUUCCCAGCUUUGUACUGUCGCGUCAGCAGGAGCUCCUGCGAAGGAGCGAGAAGUACCGAAGAUUCUGGGAAGGGGCGGCAGCCACAGAGUCUCUCGCAUGCCUGCUGCCCGCAAUCAUUGGCUGUCAGGCAGAGUGCUCCACAUCGCUGGAUGCCGGCUGGAGCCCGCUGGUAAGAGAGCCUAGACCCAAAGCACAGCUUGCUGAUCUCAUUGGUCUGGAGGAAGCAAAGGCGGUCUUGCGGGAGGCUGUCACGUUGCCGCUGCAACUGGUGGACGUUGGGAUCUUCUGGCGCUCCGCUGAGCGGAGUGCAGUCCUGCUCUCCGGCCCGGAGGGAAUUGGAAAGAGAGCCGCAGCGGAAGCUGCAGCCGCGCUGGCUGGUGGCCAGGUCUUGCAUCUGACAGCAGCCGAUGCUGUCACUGGAGCCUUCUGCAGGACAGCGAUGUCCAAAGCACUUGCCGCCCAGAAGCCAGUCCUCAUUCUAGUUGAGGGCCUGGAGUUAGCGCCCGAAGCCGCAAUGUCCAUCCGGCGCUGCCUCGGAGAGGUGGCCAGGACAGAAGCUUCGCCCCGAGUUGCCUGCGUGGCAACUGCGGGCUCAGACCCAAGCCGUUUCCUGCAAGCGAUAGAGCUCUUUCCUUUCGGAUACACCGUGCGCAUACAGCCGCCCAGUCAGGCUGAGCGCAAGCAAUUUCUCCUGAAGCUGUUGGCGCAGGUCUCCAGAUCUGACGCACACUGGGGCUCAGCUCUGCGGGAAGCCGCGGUUGACACCCUGGCAAAUCUUACUGCCAACUAUACCUUUGCAGAGAUAGACUUCGUGGUGCGUCGAGCGUUCCUGCGGAGUACGCAAGAUGAGGGCUCGCGAGAUCCAGUUGCCCUACAUCACUUUGAGAAGAUAUUGGCGGAAACUCCAGCGCAGAGCUUCAAAGCCUACGAGCAAGGCCUGUCUGGCCGCAAGGUUCCCACCUUGGAGGUGGCUGGCGAUGAGCCGGAGCCCCCAAAGAAGGGCUCAGAUGGCAAGAAGAAGAAGAGGGAGGGCGGCAAAGAUCCGAUGGAGAGCAUCUUCGGGUGGUGCAACUUCUGGCUGCCUGAACAAUUCCAUCUGCCGCCAGUUGUGUGGGCUAUGGUUCUCUUUGGUAUCAUGGCCCACCUGAUGGCCAGAACCACGUACCAGCCGUACAACAAUCGUCGGCGACGCGGUGGUCCCGAAAGAGGUGGCCGCAGCUCGCUUUUUGGCGACAUGAGCGCAGGGAAUCCGUAUGGAUCUCUGGGAGAAGGAAUCGGAGAGUGGCCACUGGGUGGGAUGGGAGGAAUGCCUGGAAUGGCCGGCAUGGCUGGCAUGCCUGGCAUGCCAGGCAUGGGAGGUCUCGGUGGCUUUCCGACGCCACCUGGAUUUCCUGGACCGCCCCUCAGCUUUGUGCAACGCAUCACCGCAACAUUUAAGCUACUCGUAUUUUCUCUAUGGACACCUCUUUGCGUUGUGGUGUGCUCUUCAACCAGCUUGUUGACUUGCGUGACAAGACAGCAUUUCUGA
This is a messenger RNA of Symbiodinium pilosum, 3303 nucleotides long. NCBI's taxonomy places the organism in Eukaryota, Dinophyceae, Suessiales, Symbiodiniaceae. The record is from the annotation of a GenBank genome assembly.